This is a messenger RNA of Phanerochaete carnosa HHB-10118-sp, 1395 nucleotides long. RefSeq lists its product as uncharacterized. Lineage: Eukaryota; Fungi; Basidiomycota; Agaricomycetes; Polyporales; Phanerochaetaceae. Bases 32 to 1360 code for a protein of 442 amino acids. The transcript is spliced from 4 exons. The record is from RefSeq and is a predicted model, not a curated record.
CAAGACGAAUCCGCACGCUCAACCUUAGACAAUGGCCAGUAAACCCAAGUCAAAGCAGGAGGAGGCCCUGGCGUUCCUUGACGACCUCGAUAACAUACCCCCUCCGCCUCCCAGCUCCAGCGGCGCGCAGAAUGCACAACCUCCCUCUGAAGGCGAAGCGGAGGUGUACGCCUUCAUCGACGAAAUCACGCAGAAGAGCUCAGAGCCCCCGCGUUCCACCCUCUUGCACGCCGAUCGGCCGUCGCGUGCAGGCACUCCUACUCUGCGCAAGAGCACCGAGCGCGUGAGAGUCGGUGCAUCCUCGCCGCUCUUGCCAACUGCUUCGAGCUCUACAACUCCUCUUUCCGCCACGCCCCUUGUUCGGACGGAAUCGAACAAUUCGCGUGUCUCGCUUACUUCCGCUGUGAAGCAGGAAUCGGGUCAGGCGACACCACCCCUCGCACCGCAGUCUCAGCUGCUAGCGAGCUCGUCCAGCGGCUGGGGAUGGAACAGCGUCUGGUCGACAGCGUCUUCCGCUAUUCAACAAGCCAGGACUGUGGUCGACGAACAGGUCAAGAACCUUCCCAAGAAUGAACAGGCACGUAAAUGGGGAGAAGGUGUCCUAGAGUAUGCGAAGGCCGCGCAGCUGGACAAACUCGGCAAGGACUUCAAGCGAGUGGGUCUAUCGACUCUCACUGACAUCCUGAAUGUUGUCGCACCUCCGAUCUCGGAGCACGAAGUCAUCCAAGUCUGGCUCAGUCACGAUAUGAUCGGGUAUGAUGGCGUCGAGUCCCUUGUGUACAGAGCCCUGACAAGGAUUAUGGAACAAGUCGAGGGUGGUGACCUGGUGGUCAACCGAGGAGACGAGUCUCGACCCAAGUCAGGCUCGCCAGAGAAGCGCGAGACAAAUGCGGUCGACGGCCUUGAUGCUGCUAUCAAGCUGGCACAGGCCGAGCUGAAUGAAGUGAUCAAGCGCAACGUGCAGCCUCCGUCAACAACUAACCCAGCUCAGAAUCCUACCACGUAUUCAUACGUGUACCUGCGCAUCCAGCCCUUCAGGACAUCACUAUCCCUCCCGUCACAAUCAGAAUUAGAGGCCGAGAGCAUUUCGCAGACGACCCUGCAGUUCCUUCUUUACCUUGCCGACCCUGUUCACCAAGUCGUACACUCCACCAUCACACAAGCGAUACCGAACAAAUGGCUCGAUAUCUGGGACGAGUAUGAGUGGGUCGAGGAUUCGGUUGUAGAGGCCAUCAGGGUAGGCGUGGAAGUCAUUGGACAAGAGUACGUCGUCUCGCGGAUGGGUUGGGACCAGAAGAAGACGGAGGAUACCAAGGUAGAGGCGGAGCUCGCCACUGCAGUCGAAACAAAGGCUCAGUGAAAUCGAUCAAUGCAAACCUGGCUCGCCGCGCGGUG